Procambarus clarkii (red swamp crayfish) is the source of this 10175-nucleotide messenger RNA. RefSeq lists its product as uncharacterized. NCBI's taxonomy places the organism in Eukaryota, Metazoa, Arthropoda, Malacostraca, Decapoda, Cambaridae. The record is from RefSeq and is a predicted model, not a curated record.
UUUUAUACAUAUCUAAUAUGUUGAUUUACGACAAUGAAACGCUGGAACCACAGUGGUAUUGGAACAACUCCAUCUUGUCGAUCAAGAGAAGGUAGUAACGUCUGCGUAACGUUAUGGACCUUCGGGAAUUUACUGUAUUGGAUGAAGUUGGAGCAGAGGACCCACAAGUAAGAACCGUAGAAACCAAUUUUAAGCCAUCUACAGCAGCAGAGGAGAUUGAUUAUCUGAAUAAAAUUCUUGCUGAUAUUGAAAAAAAUAAUGGGAGUGAUAUAAAUAGUAACAGAAAGAAUUCUGGAGGUAGUGAGAGCAUUGAAGGAUGCAAUUUUGAAAGCAAUAACAGCUCAGAAUGCAAGCUUUUAAGUGAUACCAGCAAAGAAGACCCUGGGUCUGGGAAUUGUGGACAAAAUUCUUUUGAGAAUGAAGACAAUGAAGGCCACAAACCUCUAAAUUAUCAUGCUAGUGCUGAAAAACAGUUUGAGGGUUAUAAUGAUUUUGAAAAACAAACCUCUGAGAGUGCCAACGAAAAUGAACAUCACUUUGAAGUGCAACAAUGUAUUUUGCAAGGUUUUGACUUGUCCCAUGCUGAUAAUAUUGUGACUCAAGCUCAUGAUCAGCACAUAUCUACCUCUAAUACAGACAGUGGCCUUGUACAAAGUGGACUUAGCACUGAACCCAAUCUUGUAAAUGUUGAACUUGUCAACAAGUCAUAUAGUAAUUCAUCUCAAAAUAUUAAUGCAAAAGACACAAACCAAGACGCUGAGCUUGAAGAUUUAGUAUGUAAUGUUGGGCCCAUCAGUUUGGCAUCAUUGAAUGAGGCUGGGAGCUCAGAGCUAAGGCCCAAUACAACUGAUGCCACCACACUUGCAAUUGAUUCUCCUGGUCACAAUUCACCAUUGCUUGAGUCUCAAUGUUAUUCAGCAGGGGACAUUUCAAAUACAGGUAGUUAUCUUUCAGGUGAGGAUGUUUCAGGAUUAACAUACGAGAAUGCAGAAAGUUUAGGCAACAAGUUAAAAUCUAACAGUACUAUACCUGGAAACCCUAGUAGUCUCCUAGAAAACUUACAAGAGCCAGCAGCUGUAAUUCAGGGUAUAGAGUCAAAUUUGUUAGAAACACACAUUGAUCUCUCAUUAGUGAAAUCAGAACCUAUUGAUACUGAUCCUGGAGGAGAAUUUGAAUGUGUAGGUUUUAUUGAUGAUCCAGCAGAAGACUUUAGAGUGAAGGAAGAACCUAAAAUUAAAGAAGAGCCCCCAGAGUAUUCACCACCAGUGGUGGAUCAGGCAGUUAAUUUGUUUUCUGUUAAGGUUUUUAAAAGUGAGGAUGAGUCUCCAGGUGAACCAAGUGUAGUUAGGAAUAUAAGAUACCGUGUUGAAGAUGAUAAGUACUAUAGCAGGGAGCAAGUAACUGCAGCUCUUAUUAUCUCACAAUCUUCACUUGCACCUGCUAUUGAUAUGGAUAUGUUUCAUAAUGUAGGUAGAACUAGUCUGAUGUUGAAAUUAAUUAGCUUAGAAGAUUUGAUUCACAAUCCUUGUCAGAUUGGAUUGGAAGAUGUAGAUAUUGUUAAAUUGUUUGUCAAGAAUUAUGGCAGCUCAUUCUUUCAAUGGAAAAAGUUCUUCAAUUAUAAAGCGAAAAACAGCAAAAAGUGUCCUGCAUCUGGUGUUAAAAGCAGUAAAAAAGAUUCCGGGAGAAAAAAGAAAACUAGAGAAAAUGAAGCUCUGGCUAAAACUUCACGGUUACAUGAAGACAAUAGUUCUGAAAAAGAAGAAAAGUACAUUGAAGCGUCUUCUAAUGAAGAAAAGUGCAUUGAAUCUUUACCUAAUGAAGAAGGGAAAAAAAAGAAAAGGAAGAAGAAAAAGCACAAGAACCAUAAACAACUUGAUAGAGAAAUUACAGAGGAUGAAGAUUUGGUUAAUAAAAAAUCAGGUGAUAUGUCAAAAGCAAUACACCAGGAAGAGGAUAAUAAUUCAACUGACUCUGAUAAAGUACCUGACAACCAUAAAUUAUCAAAUGAAGAGAUAACAAAAACUAAACUUGUGGUUAAUCAAAAUAUGGAUGACAUUCCAAAAGUAAUACAUCAGGAUGAUGAUAAUUCAGCUAACUCUGAUCUUCCUGGGAGCCAUAAAUUACUGAAUACAGAGAUUAAAAAAACAGAAUUUCUGGUUAAUCAGAAUUUGAAUAGUAUUUCAAAAGUAAUAGAUCAGGAUGAUAAUUCAGUUGAUGCUAACAAAGUUCCUGGGAACCAUAAAUUAUUGAAUUCAGAGCUGGUCAAAAAUGAGCAAUUGGGUAGUCAGAGUUCAGAUGAUGAUAUAUCAACAGUAGUACAUCAGGAUGAUAAUUCUACUGACUCAGAUAAAGAACCUGACUGCAAUGAAAGAGAAAAACGUGAACUGAAUAAUGCUGAAAAAGAGCAUGAGCAAAGCAAUCCUAGUCAAUGUGAGAGUUUGAACAAUAAAGUUAACUUAGUCAAAGGCGAGUACAAAUGUCACAUGAACACCAUGGCUCCAGAAGAAGACAGAUUUAAAGUCUUGGGUGGAGUUAUUUUAGAUAAUCGUUGCAAAGCCUGUAGUGUCAAUUUGGUGGACAUUGCUAAGGAUAAAAAGUACAAAAAUAUAGUUCAGAAGUAUUUAAGAUUGUUGGAUAAAAAAAAGGUGUUACUACCACUAGAUCAGGAAAAAGUUGAAGAUAAACCAGCCGACUGCAAGUCCUUGAAACUUGAUACAAGUGCAGAAGCUGACGAAGGUUUAAAUAUUCAACCAGCCUCUAAAUUUACAGAAUUGAAAAAGCCUGAUAAAAGAACACUUGAAAAUACACAUGAAAACUCAAGUGGCUCUGUUGAAAAUGAUGAUGAAUCAAAGCAUGCCAGACAGGAGGAAGCAGACCAUCACAAAGAGACUGCACUCUAUGAUGAGGAUUGUUGUAACAUUUCAGGUCAUAAAAGUUAUAAGCCAGAGAGUGCUACUGAAGAGACAAAUGUUAUUUCUAAAAGUGAACAGAAGGAAGACUUAAGCAAGAAUGCUAAUACUCUAUUAGUUCCUGAGAGCUCUGAAUCUGAAAAAGUUGAGGAAGUUGAAACUUCACUAGCUGCAAAUGAAAAGAGUGAAAAGAUAAAUGGAUCUAAGGAUAAAGACGAAUGUAAACAGUUGAAGUUGAUAAAUAUGGAAACAAAUAGAGGAAAGGACACUAUAGAAUUGACAAGGGAAGAUAAAGACAAAUUGAAACGAAGAGAAAAGAAAAAAUCAAAACAUGAAGAAAGAAUACCUGAAGUAAAGAGCAUGAGGAAGGAACUGGAAAAUACUGCCAAGUUCAAAAGGGAGAAAAAGCCAAAAGUUACUGAAAAGGAUCACCAUCAUGCCAAAUGGAAGCAGGAGAAAAUGAAGGAGAGAGACAAGAAAUUUAAAGAACUUGAGCAGAGAAGAAAAUUUGCUGUCCAUCAUGGAUCGAAGAAAGAAGAAACUGGAGAAAAUGAUUCAGUCAGCAAAGAAAAUGCAACUAUUACUUGCAAUUCUCUUCCAUCUAUUACCACUUUUAAGAUUCCAAAAAAGAAAGCUGUUGAUACAAGAGGACCAGCUGUCGAAAAGCAAAAUUUAGUUUUAUCACGAAGAAAAGAAAUGCUUGCAUCAGGAAGCCCUAGUGGAUAUUACUCCAGUAAGACAUUUGAUCAUGAUAAAAAUCGAAGAGUUGGUAGGGAGUGGAAUUCUCAGACAAAAGUGGAUAACAGAAAUCUUGACCAAAAUACUGUUGAGAAUAAGUUGCAGUCAAAGCAACAAAUAAAUGAAGGAUGGGCUAGAAAGGAAAUGCCAAAUUUCUCGGGAAGAGAUAUUUCUCGUGCGAAUGACAGCUUUGGAUAUGCGCUUCAACGACAACAAGUUGCACCACAAAUGGAACGAGAGAGAAUUGUUCCUCACAUUUCAUCUCCUCCUGUUCUUGAAAAACAAAGUAUGAUACCUUGUAAUAGUACUUUUGAGGUUGAAGGAAGAGAUGUAAACACUGGUAAGAGCCUUGGGUCUGAAUAUCCAAGCUUGCCAUUUCAUCCAAUAAAAAUGGUGGAGACCGAGAUGUCUUCAAAUGCACCCCCACCCCCAAUAGUUGAUAAUUGGAGUAUGAUACCGAUUAAAAAUACAUGUGAAACUACAGAUGAUCAUUCAUAUUUUAGCGGUGGUUUUAGUCCUGCAGAUUCUAUAGAUAGCCCACGAGAGCUGCGUUGUGGAACUAAAGAUUCUGAACGAGAGGAAAACAGUAUCCGAGGCAAUGCAUUGAGCAAGAGUGAGAAUUUGAGCUCGAGCAUCGUGGCAACAAAGUCAAGCAUAGCUGAUAGUGAUAAUUCAGGGAAAGAAUCUGAUGAUUAUGCUAAUAUGGUAUCGAAGUUAGUUGGUAGCCAAAUGCAUGAUAUAAAGUUAAUGGAAAAGGCAAAGGAUGAUGUAAAGAUAAUGGAAAAGGUGAAGGUAAAGGAUGACAUCAGGACAGUGGAAGAUGUGAAGGUAAAGGCUGAUGUUAAGACAGUGGAAGAGGUGAAGGUAACGACUGAUGUUAAGACAGUGGAAGAGGUGAAGGUAAAAGCUGAUGUCAAAACAGUAUGCAGUGUUGCAGAACGCUGCAGCCAUUUGGAUAUGAAACAGAAAAUGAGGGUCUAUGAAAAAAUGAAAAGAUGCUACUAUGAUGCUAAGAAAAAAUAUCAUGAUGAGAAAGGGGAAAAGAAAAAAAUAAGAUACAUUGAAUAUGAAAGAAGGAAGAAAGAGUAUUAUGAUUUGAAAAUAUAUCUCUGUGAGGAGAAAAAAAGAGAGUAUGUAGAAAAGAAAAAAGCACAGAAGGAAAAUAUGUCCAAGCAAAGAAAUGUUCACGAGAAUUCCAAGCCAGAGGUGGAAUCCACAAAACAAAAACUGGAGCCAGAGGUGGAAUCCACAAAACAAAAACUGGAGCCAGAGGUGGAAUCCACAAAACAAAAACUGGAGCCAGAGCCAUCAUCAGCAACAGAUAAACCUCAGGAUAAUCUAAAUGAAUGCCCUGAUGAUAAUGAGAAUUCAGAGGAUGGUGCUGACAAUGACCCAUAUUCUCCUACUGGCUCACCAAUAUUACUUGAUCCAGAUUUUUCUGCAAUAAAUGUUAGAGCAAGCUUACUGGAUGUCAAUUUACCCUUUGGGAAGUCUCUCUCAUAUUUUGAACAGAUAAAAGAGAAAAUAGUAAAUGCUACACCAAGUUAUGAGGCAGAUAAGGCAAUGAACACUCCAGCUUCAAAGACAAGUGAAAGUCCUUCCAGGACUAAGGCUACUCUACCAGCAGAUGGCUUGUCAGCUGUUGCUACACCAGUAUUGACCUCUCCUAAACCUCCGAAUAGAAAACCUGACCAGUCCCCAAUUCAGGGUUCAUCAGUGGCAGUACCACCUCAUCUUCCAUCAUUGUUUUCUUCACCCUUGGCACAUAAUUCAGUGCCAUUACCUGUUCCACCUCCACAGCCAAUUUCAUCAAAUAAUUCUGGUAAUUCAUUCCGAAUUACAUCAUCUCUGCCGGUUCCAUUACCAGUGAAAGCUUCAUUGAUAUUACCAGUCCCUCCCCCUAGUUGUACAGCAGCACCAUCAUUUGUGUCACUUGCUGCUUCAUCUGGUGGUAUAGUUAAAGAGCCUGUUGCUUGUCCAGCUACAAUAUCUGAAUUGGCAGCACAGUCAAACCAGACACUUUCCUCCAGUUUAAAAAAAACUGAGCCUUUGGAAAUUCCACUGGUGUCCCCAACAAUUAAGAACCAGUCACAAAUGCUAGUUGACCUUGCGCCACCACCACUCCCACCUGAUUCACUUUUUGCACUAAUGGGAUAUAAUCCCACUACUGUGGAUAGGACUAAGGAUAGGCAAGACUCUUCUUUAGAUGACAUCAUAGAAAUUCCUAUGGACAUUGAUUCUGAAAGUGACGCUUCUGCUGUUGAGGAGAAUGAUGCUGAAUUUCUUGCUUCCUUUGGAAUUUGUGUAGCCAGCCCAACAUUUAAAGAGCAAGUUACAUCAAGAGAUGACACUUCUAGCAAAACUGAUACCAAUUUCAAGAAUGUUCUAACAAGAUUAAUGGAAACAAAGAAAAAAGAACUGGGCAUUAGCACUACAAAAAAUCAAGAUGAUCAUGAACAGAAGCAGGAACCAAAUGCAGGCGUCGGUAAUAUCUCGGGAAAUAACCUUGGAAAUCUCGGAACUGCUGGUAGCGAUGAUGUUGCAGAAACAUCUGACCCAUCAAACCAUAUCGAAUUAAGUGAAGAAUCAGCAGAUGUAAAUGGCUUUAAAGAAAAAACAACCAAAGAACCACCUAAAAAAUUAUUUUGUGUGGAUGAACUCCUGAUGUCUGUAGAAACUGCUGAUCAGCAGUCAGAUCUGGAAGUUGUCUUUUCAAACAUUCAAAAAGACUACAGCAGCGUUAAAGUGUUUAGGGAUGAAGUCCCAAAAUAUUAUCAGAAGACACCAUUGGCGCAGACUCUGGUGGAUAAAUGCAAAGAUAUACCACUUGUGGGUCUUCAGUAUGUGUUGGAGGUGAGACAGGAUGUAGAUAUGACUCUAGAUGGCUGUUACUACAUCUGUGUGCUUUGCAGUAAGAAAAUGAAUACCCAUACUCUCAUUCCUCACAUCAAGAGUGUGCACCAUAAACUUCGCUUUUCAGAAAUCCACUGUGUAGACAUAUAUGCUAAGUAUGGUUCAUAUGUUAUUAAGGAGUGGACAGCUGCCCGGGUUAAGGAAUUCACCGUUGCAUUGGCUGAGGUUGAAGCAAAAUUAGGACGACAUAAGCUUGCAGUUGCCUUUGAAAAGGAUUUAUCAUCUGUUUUGGCUGCACUCAAGAAUAAGAUAACGGAAAUUAAGAAACUCAGCAAACCCAAGGAUCAGGAUGUAGAGGAAAUUAGAAAAGAUUCUCUUAACCAAGAUUCAUCAACCACCAUUCCACUUCAAUCCAUCACUAAGGUCAGCACUAGUCAGAUGGAUAUUCCAUUACCAUCUGCCACUCUGUCUCAAAAGACUGCCUGCAUCUCAGCAAAUGAAUCUAAUAAGGCUUCUGGAUCAUAUAAUAACUCAGGAGUUGGUGCUUUUGUGGGACAUGGGUUCCGAAAAAGAAAUUAUAGGCCCGGUCCAAACUCAAGCCAGAGGAGUAGCUCGCCAUCUCCCACUAAUUCACCAUCACCUAAAAGAAUUUCACCAAAACGAAGAAAUAAUUCCAGAUCGCCAUCACCCAAGAGAAGGCGGGAAUCUAGUUCACCAUCUACCAAGAAAAUAAAGCAGAGUCGUUAUUCACCAUCCAGGGACGAUUCCACACAGUUCUACUCUGGAAGCCGGAAGCGGAGACAGUCGAGAUCCCCUACUUCAUCUAACAGACGCUCUGGAUCACGCUCUAGAGGUGUACAUGGUCGCCACAGGUCACGGAGCCGAUCUCGAUCUAAGCACAGGUCACGUAGCCGAUCUCGAUCAAGACAUAGGUCACCUUAUAGAAGGAAUGAUAGACGAACACAGCAUAGCCCCCAAAGGAAAAGAGAUUCUAAGGGCUGGAAUAAGCAUUCUAUGGAAAAUAACUUGAAGGAAUUUAGAGAAUCGGAAGUUCGACUUAGGGCCCGGCACAUAAAUAGACAGGUCGGUUAUGAGAAACAUCCAGAAGAUCAUCCUGAUUACAAUCAUGAAUGGAGAAUAUUUUGGGAACGUCGAUGUGCUGAACUGGAAGCAAGUGGGAUUAACGCAUUUUCUCAUGAUUUCAAAAGUGAAUGGGCUCUUUUUUGGCGUCAGCGCAUCAAGGAAAUUAUGGCCAGUGAAUACAAGUCUAAAAGAGAUUCACUUUUGAGGAAAUAUAACUUAGAAGAUCCUGAUUUGCCAGUAUCUGCAAAGCAAAAUUAUGAGACUGGUAAAACUGGUAGAAAAGCUGAUCCAUCGUGGAGCUCUACUGCUAGAGAAGACACAGUUAGCCGCAUUGACCGAUCUCCAAGUCCUUGGGAAGAUGAUGGUAGAACUAAAAAAAGUGAUAAAAAUCCUUCUCCACCUAGAGAAGUUAUAAAGGAAAAAACUCAAUCUCCUACAACAUAUGAAGAGGAAUUUUCUGUUAUUGGAACAUUAAAACUUCUUAAUGAAUUAGAAGACCAGCUUGGGUCUUUUGGUCCUGCUAUCAUAACCCUUCUUGACAAGGCUGUUGAACACAGUCAAAAAGGUGGCAAUGCUAUGGACCUAUUUAAUGAUCCUGACAACUUGGUUCUAGUUCGGUAUGCAAGAGAAAAGUUAAGUUCACAAGUUUCUGCCAGAAUUUUAGGCGUUUCAGCUUUAGUUCGCACCCAGAUGGCUGUUGAAAGAGCGAUGUGGUUACAGUCAGAAGCUGAAAAAUUGUCAAACAAGGAAAAAUAUCUUGGUUUAGAUAUAGCUAACAUUGCUAGAGCAACACUGGGUAAAGAUAAAAUACAAGUUGCCCAAUAUAUUGCUCAACAUUUGUUACAAGUUGGCAAUUCAAAUGUAAGCGAACAAGACUUGCAGAACAUAUUGGUUGCAGUUUCUGCUUCACAUAAACAAAUUGCUGUAGAGCAAGCUGAAAAUGAAGCUCAAAACAAAACAUCAGAUGAUUCAGAGAAUGCUGUAGAACCUGUCCAUACUUCAGUGUCAAACAGUCCUUCAAAGGAAAAUUCAAAGAAUGCAUUUAACACACUAGAUGCAAAACAGUCGCAGAAAUCAUUGUUCCCAUCUGCUGCAUCAAAUAAUAAUACACGCAGUUCUAGGCGUAGCAGAUCUCCCCCUUCUAAAAGUCUUGGCUUGUCCAUGUUGCAGUCAGCAUAUGAAGAUGAAAAUGCAAAAGAUAUGGAAAAGUUAUCAUUAGAAGACUUGAGAUCACUUUUGGCUAACUUCCGAUCAUUGAGCCCAGAGGAACAGCAAGCUCUCACUACUUACCUAAAAAAGCUUGAGGCAACUGACAGCAAGAAAGUAAUGAAGUUGCGUGAAGAAAUGCAGAAAAGUGCCAAAAAUGCUGCAAAAAAAGUAAUUCCUAAAUCAAACCCUGCAAAUUCUCAGACAAAACCAGUAGAAUUUUCUGAAGGUUCUACUGUGAUCAAAGAUAUACGGCAUCCUAUCACAAAUACUCCAGCAAGUCGACCACCAGCAGAGGCAUUUACACCUCAGCAGAUAAAGCUUGAUAUGCAAAAUAAACCUGAAAUGUUUCAGCCUUCUGGAAUCACGAUGCAUAGAGGUAACAGUAUACCUACUGAUAUUUUUAAUCCACCAGCAGAAGCAGAGGUACAAAAACUAAACACUUAUCAAGAGAGAAAAAAGUCUCCACUUAGUAUUAGUGAAGCAUUGAAAGAAUUUGAAUCUCAAAAUAGUUUUGAAGUCUUGGAUGCCCAGAACAGGAUGUCCUUCAGUAAUAAUAGUCAACUUGAAUAUUCAGGGCCUCCCAGGCCUUCCAUUCCAAGAGAGGGUUCUAGCUAUACUUUGGGUUCGGAUUUCCCUCGACAAAACUUUACUGAAUCUGUUGACAAAGAUCACUAUCGAAGUGAUUAUAAUAGGCCAUUUGGACAAGGUGGACCUCUUGGUCACAAUACAUCAGAGGGUCCACCAAUAUUUAACAAUCCAGGAAGCUCUCAAGGUGUGCAGAAUUACAAGCCAGUUUAUGAUAGAGGCUAUCCUUCCAGAGGGGAUACUUUUUCUAAUAAUUCUAAUGAGCGAAAUGAGAAUAAUUGGUAUGAUGAAAGGUCUCAUCCUCCUCCUUUUGCACCACCAGAGCCAUUCCAGUCAAGGGAAUUUGGAAAUUCUCUUAGAGGAAGGCCGCCACCUUUUGGAGGACCUCCUGGUACUCAAUUACCCUUUCAACAGCAGUGGUAAUUUUCGUAAUAACUUUUUUAUCUGUACAUUUAUAUAAAAAAGUGUUAUAAAAGAAGUAAAAGAAACAAUACAAACAAAAAAUUAUGUACAUUGUUUGAGGCACAUCCUUCAUAAGAAAUUUAUUUUUUUUUUUGUUUGUGAAUUAGCACUUUUUUUUCAAAACUUACUUAUUGGAUAUGCCAUUGUGUGUUUGGGUAAGAAAGAAAGAAAGAAUGAUGUAUAUUGUAUGAGGGAAAAUAAUUAUAUUAUUUAAGCUAAUGCACUAAUGGAACUACAGUUCCAUUUAUUUUCUUUAUUACAUAAUAUGAGAUACCAUAUUAGGGUAUGUUACCUGUUGUGAUAUCUCAUUCAAACUUUUAAUAAAAAUCAUUUGAC